Molecule: messenger RNA, 853 nt
Organism: Dipodomys spectabilis (banner-tailed kangaroo rat)
Lineage: Eukaryota; Metazoa; Chordata; Mammalia; Rodentia; Heteromyidae
Gene: Polr2h
Product: RNA polymerase II, I and III subunit H
Exons: 5
Coding region: 149-601 (150 amino acids)
Biological process (GO): DNA-templated transcription
Cellular component (GO): RNA polymerase I complex; RNA polymerase II, core complex; RNA polymerase III complex
Molecular function (GO): DNA-directed RNA polymerase activity
Source: RefSeq, a predicted model, not a curated record
GUGCGCACGCGCCAUCCUCCCUCCUAGACGCUUUCUUGAAUUUACUUUUUUCCCCCCUCGUCUUCUUGUGCUCCACGCGAUGAGGUGCUCGGACCCCUAGGUGUGUCGGCGGGCUUAUCUCUUCUGCUGCUCUUGUGGCCCCCUCACGAUGGCGGGCAUCCUGUUUGAGGAUAUUUUUGAUGUGAAAGACAUUGACCCCGAGGGUAAAAAGUUUGACCGUGUAUCUCGACUACAUUGUGAGAGUGAGUCUUUCAAGAUGGACCUCAUCUUGGAUGUAAACAUUCAGAUUUACCCUGUAGACUUGGGUGACAAGUUCAGAUUGGUCAUAGCUAGUACCUUAUAUGAAGAUGGUACCCUGGAUGAUGGUGAAUAUAACCCCACAGAUGACAGACCUUCCAGGGCUGACCAGUUUGAAUAUGUCAUGUAUGGGAAAGUGUACAGGAUUGAGGGAGAUGAAACUUCUACUGAAGCAGCAACACGCCUCUCUGCCUAUGUGUCCUAUGGGGGCCUACUCAUGAGGCUACAGGGGGAUGCCAACAAUCUGCAUGGAUUUGAGGUGGAUUCCAGAGUCUAUCUGCUGAUGAAGAAAUUGGCCUUCUGAAUGUCCUGGGAAGCCAGCCACACUGCUCAUCAGCCAUAUCAUGGACACCAUUCAAGUCUGAAGAAAAGUUGCUGUUGUUCACCUGUUAAGGAGAGUUUGACUCAUGUCCACCUUGGGUGAAACUUUAGGUAGUCUGGAUUCAAUGGGAAACUGACACUUGACUGUGAAAGACCCUAUGGGAGAGCUUAAAAUGAACCAGAGUUGUUUUUUAUGUAUAUGAUUUUUUAAAAAAUUAAACUUUACUUUUUCAGA